CCGGUUUUAUCGGAGCACCAACACAUCUGCUGUUAUGUGCUUCCAGAUAAUUUAUAUUCAUCGUGUACCAAAAAAAAAUCAAAUAUAGAUAUUGGGAAAGGUGUGUUGAUCAAUUUUGGUUUGCGAGCAAAGAGCCCAUUGAUAUUAAAAGGCCCAGUAUCAUAAUUUUGGUUUUCCGCUUCUCAGGAAAGAAGCGCGGGAAAUCAUAAAAAUUGGAAAAAGUAAAAUACGCUGCAGAAUCCUGAGUGAGGAAGAAAAGCAAAGAGAGCAAGAGACGUCGUAAUCUAAUGGAAGAAGUUCACUCAGCGGCGGAACCUAUUGGAUACUCCGAUUCUCCAUUUACCAUAUCCCAGCCGCCAGAUAUUACGAAUUGGUUUUCAAGUUACGUCUAUGAAUCUCUUGCACUGAGUUCUUCAGGCAAGGACGACGGUGAAAGAGAACCACCGAACGGGUUUUCUGUUAGAGAGGAAGAUAAAUACAUUCUUGGUGCGGACAAAGAUCAUAAACCUAUGAACAAGAAUAUUCAAAAGACAAAUCUCUAUGAGUCACCACUCCUUUCUGAACCUCCUGAUAUAGGCAAUUGGUUUUCUAGCUAUGCUUAUGAAUCACCGCCCGUCCUGGAUACAAAUGAUGCUCUUUGCUUUUCGGUUGGUGGAGAAGAUAGUGAAUGUGUAAAGGAGACGCAAGCAGAAGCAGAAGAAGAAGAAGAGACUAAAGACAUUGAAGGAAAAGAUGAUGUUUGUCCUAGUUUGUUUGAGCAACAACUCGUCUCUUCUUCUGCAAAGGUUGCAGAUUUCUCUCAGUCUCAGCAUCUUCUUUCAGAGCCUCCUGAUGUUGGGAACUGGUUUUCAAGCUAUGUGUAUGAAUCUCCUCAGCUUUCAGAUACUCAUGAAAUUGAGUUUUGUUCUUCUGAGAAAGAUGAUCAACUAAUCAUUGAGGAGAGUGACACUGAGGGAGAAAAUAGUUCUGGUAUUUUCCGAAAAACUAAGAGCAAGCAAGAGACUAUUCCUCCUGGCUGGUUAAAAUCAAAUGACUGCACGGAGGCCAAGGAGGUCUCUGCAUAUUCAAACCAAGAAAGGGAAAAGAAGUCAACGGUUAUAUUGUUCAAUGCUUCAACCAAAAAAGAGGACAAAGAUUCAAGCUUCAAGCAAGAACCAUUGUUCAGUGAAACGAAAGAAGAAGCAAACUUUAUCCCCGAAGGCUACAACCCAAAACCACAAUCAUUACAGGAGCUGAGACCAAAACAUAUCCAAGAAACCAUUUCCAACAGGCAAAUGUCUCCAAGAAAAGCUGCUCAAAAGGCUCGUCCAGAAGAAAAUAUGGAGUCAGUAAACCAAGAAUCAGAUGACAAGGAAAAUGUUGACGCUGAAACUGGAUUUGUAACCAUGAAGAAGGCAAGAUUUAGAGAAUCAAGAGACCAAAGUUCCAUGAAGAAACCAAUCAGAGGAGUUCUGAGGGAGUGCUCGAGAAGUAAAAAGCUAAAGAAGAUGGCCACAGAAGAAGAUGAAGAAAGAAAGAAGAAGAAGAAGAAGAGAAGAGUUCUGGGUGAAAUGUGGAAUCAGCAGCUUUCUGGGGGAGAGGAGAUUGCAGGAAAAUGGAGUUGCCCUCAGAGAAAGAAAGGGAAAUCAGGACCGCCAUUGAAACAGCUUCGACUUGAUGCGUGGGUGCAUAAAGUCUGAGUCUUUUGAGGAGGAGGAGGAGAAGGAGGAUGCUUCACCAACAAACAAUGUACACUAUUAACACUGUAUUGUUUCCCUCUCUUUUUCUUUUUUUUUUUGUUGUUGUUGUAUUCUUCCUUCCAUAGUAAGAAGAAAAACUCGGUAAAUAACACAAACCGGAUCAGACCGGAUUCAAUU
Brassica napus (rape) is the source of this 1856-nucleotide messenger RNA. RefSeq lists its product as uncharacterized. The record is from RefSeq and is a predicted model, not a curated record. The transcript has 8 exons. NCBI's taxonomy places the organism in Eukaryota, Viridiplantae, Streptophyta, Magnoliopsida, Brassicales, Brassicaceae. The coding region runs from base 288 to 1679 and encodes 463 amino acids.